UGCCCAGCAACCGAUGACGCGGCCUCCCUUGACCAAUCAGAGCCGCCUUCGAUCGCUUUCGCUUUCGAUGCUCGGAGGAACCGGAGGGUCCGAGGGGUCCCGGGGCACCCCCAAUGGCUCCAAACCCCUCCCGCCGCUUCCUGGAGCUGUUUCGUCCCGAGCAAAGGCGCUGCACGAUCGUGGCCGGGCUGAUGGUGGCCUCAGUACUCGCUGAGGUCACCGUCCCCUACUUCAUCGGCCACGUCUCCGACUGGGUGGCCAGCGAGGACAAAUUGGCAACCAUCGUCUCCAUUGUGCUGCUGGGGGUCACCAGUGCCGUCACAGAGUUCACCUGCGAUGCCACCUACGUGGGCACCUUGAGCCGGGUCUUUGGCCACCUCCACGCCCGGGCCUUUGCCGCCAUCCUGCACCGGGACCUGUUGGCGUUACAGGCGCUGGGCGCCGGCGCGGUGACGUCGCGGGUGACCGGGGACGUCGAUGCCACCCAUGAGGCCGUGGCCGACGCGCUGCUGCUGCUGCUGUGGGAGCUGGCGCGGGCGAUGCUGCUGCUGCUCCCCAUGGCUUGGGUGGCCCCAGUGCUGGCCAUCACCACCCUCCUGGCAGUGCCGGUGCUCCUGUUGGUCGCCCAGGCUAUGGGCAGUGUCCAGCAGGGGCUGUCCCAACGGGUGCAGGAGGCGCUGGCCGGUGCCACCGGGGUGGCCAUGGAGACCUUCGAGGCCAUGGGCACCGUCCGUGGCUUCGCCUUCGAGGCCGGAGCGGUGCAGAGGUACCAGGAGCAACUGCAACGGGUGCAGAGGCUGGAGGCCACCCAGGCGCUCACGUACGCGGCCACCGGCUGGAUCAGUGGGUUCUUGGCGCUGGCUUUGAAGUUGGGGCUCCUCUACUACGGGGGACAGAUGGUGGCCGCAGGGACCAUCAGCACCGGGGACCUGGUCACCUUCCUCAUGUACCAGAUGCAGUUCACCAGCUCCAUCAAGGUCCUGCUCCAUUACUACCCCAGCCUGACCAAGGCCGUGGGCUCCUCGGAGAAGGUCUUGGAGUUCCUGGAUGAGGAGGAGCAGAGGGCACCGGAGGGGACACUGGAGCCCGAGGUGCGGGGUCACCUCAAGCUUGAGGAUGUCUGGUUCUCCUACCCCGAGCAGCAAGAGCCCGUCCUCAAGGGCGUGUCUCUGGAGCUGCUCCCUGGGCAGGUCCUGGCCGUGGUGGGUGCCCCGGGUGCGGGGAAGAGCACCCUGGUGUCCCUGGUGCUGGGCUUGCACCAGCCCCACCGCGGGAGGGUGCUGCUGGAUGGGCACCCGCUGCCCGCGUACCGGCACCGCCACCUGCGCCAGCAGGUGCCAGCAAUGGGUCCCCAACCAUCACCAACGGGUCCCCAUGGCCACCCCUGUGUCCCCAACCAUCACCAAUGGGUCCCCAAGGCCAUCCCCAUGUCACCAGACAAGCACCAUGUUCCAUGUCCCCAUGUCCCACAUCCCCAUGUCCCAUAUCCCACAUCCCCAUGUCCCCAUGUCCCACAUCCCCAUGUGGCCGUUGUCCCCCAGGAACCGCUGCUGUCCUCCCGCUCCCUCCACGCCAACAUCUCCUAUGGGGCUGGUGGCCGGAGCCGGGCGCAGGUGACAGCGGCCGCUCGCCGCGCCGGUGCCGACCCCUUCAUCCGGCGCCUGCCCCACGGCUACGACACCGAGGUGGGGGACCUGGGGACGCAGCUCUCCGGGGGACAACGCCAGGCCGUGGCCAUUGCUCGUGCCCUGCUGAGGGACCCCCGUGUCCUCGUCCUCGAUGAGCCCACCAGCGCCCUGGAUGCCAAGACCAGUGCUCAGGUGGAGCAGGAGGUGCUGAGUGCCGGGCGCUCGGUGCUGCUGGUGACGGGGCGGGCGGCCCUGGCGCUGCGGGCGCAGCGCGUGGCCGUGCUGGCCGGGGGACGCCUGCGGGAGCUGAGGAACCCCAGGGAGCUCCUGCGCCCCGAGAACCGCUGCUGGGAGGCACCAGGGCAUGGGGACGCAACGGAGCAGGAGGGGGGCACGGAGAGAUGGGAUGGGGACGGUGGGGAAUGGGAUGGGGACAGUGAGAACAUGGAUGGGGACAGGAGGAGAUGAGAUGGGGACACCAAAUGCCAGCAUGGGGGCACCAGGGGAUGGGGACA
Molecule: messenger RNA, 2143 nt
Organism: Pezoporus occidentalis (night parrot)
Lineage: Eukaryota; Metazoa; Chordata; Aves; Psittaciformes; Psittacidae
Gene: TAP1
Product: transporter 1, ATP binding cassette subfamily B member
Exons: 11
Coding region: 114-2096 (660 amino acids)
Biological process (GO): oligopeptide export from mitochondrion
Cellular component (GO): mitochondrial inner membrane
Molecular function (GO): ATP binding; ABC-type oligopeptide transporter activity; ATP hydrolysis activity
Source: RefSeq, a predicted model, not a curated record